AUGUUCUCAACCUCUGUACUCGCCCUGCUCGCCAGUCCUCGCUCCCGAACCGCUCGACCAAACCAAAUUCCAUUUCCUCCUACGAAACCACCGAUCCCACCACCGACCAGCUUGCCAUACGCUUCAAACCCAGCAAGGAACCCAGCAGGGCGACGACGACAACCGCCACCGACCCCACGAAUGCCAAACGCCAAGGCCGGAUACCCCACGACCCAAGUCACCAUUGGAGACGGGCACCAUCCUCUGGGCCUGCGACGUCUGACCCCGUCACCACCCUCCCCUCCAUCUACACCACCCAUGGUAUAUGCCUCCCACCCACCAACGACGCCUAUAACCUCCCCGUUACCAACGCGACUCCCACCUCUGACAUAUCCAACGCCAGAAACCCUCAAACUGACCACUACGGCCACUUAUCCGGGCUGGCCGCGCAACGGGCUGGUCGUGGGCACUCAAGCUGCUAUGUCGGCCAACAGCCUCGCGGUCUGGCAGGAUCAGACACUCUGCUGCAGGACCGCCACCGCUUCGAAAUUCGCCGGGUUGGGCGCCCACUCGGAUGCUGAUACCCUCAAGGCCAAGUGUUCCGUCUCCGCCGCUAUCGGCACGUCGGGGACGGGGUUCUGA
Molecule: messenger RNA, 621 nt
Organism: Letharia lupina
Lineage: Eukaryota; Fungi; Ascomycota; Lecanoromycetes; Lecanorales; Parmeliaceae
Exons: 1
Coding region: 1-621 (206 amino acids)
Source: RefSeq, a predicted model, not a curated record